UUAAAUGAAAAAUUUUAAGUUAAUUGAAAAGCCAGCCAUGAUGGGUAAACACCUUCAAUCCUACACGUUAGGGAGACUGAGGCAGGAGGAGCAAAUGUUUAAAGUUUUCCUGGGCUACAAAGUUGAAUUUGAGACUAACCUGGGAUAUUUAGUGAGACCCUGCCUCAAAAGAACAUGCUAAUGAUGGACUGAGAUAGCCCAGUGGCAGAUUAAAAGAUGGACUGAGAUAGCCCAGGUUGUGGAUUGAUUGAUUGCUUUGCCUAACACACUGGAGGCCCUGGGUUCAAUCUUUAAAGCUAAAAUAAAAAAUUUUUUUCUAAGAUCUACAAAAAGGAGUCUUCUAUGAAACUGUGAGGGAAAAUGGUAUCUCUACCAUUUCAGUAAGCAAAGAUUACAGUCAUGAUGUUUGCAUAAUGAAGAUGAAAUUGUUUGAACUUUGAGGGUUGAAGACCUAACAGAAAUCUUGUUUAGAUUGUAGGUAGUUUUGACUUGUCAGGAAGCACUGGCCACCUGUGGAGACUUCAGACCUGGCACUGGGCACACUGCUUAUCCCAGAACUCAGAGGUUAGAUCAGGCUACAGAGUGAGAGCCAUUUCAAAGCCAAAACAGACCAAUGGCAUCUAUGGAACAAGUCCUCUCCUGAGAGGAUUAAGACCGUCUAAGAGAUGAAAACCAUUUAAUGCAGUAAGAGAUGGUUACAGAGGAACGAGUCUGAACUGGAAAAUACAAGCGUUACUGACAGGCACUGCCUGUGCACAAAGAAGCUCCAGUACACUCCAGCAGUGGGAAAAGUUGGCCAAAGAUCAAGGUUGCCAGCCGAAGCCAGUCUUUCCCUGUCGUGAAAGGAGGCAGGAGGGUGUGGACAACUGAGUGUUUUGAGUGAUAUUCAUAUAGAUGUUAUGAUAUAUUGUUACGAAUGGUUUAUCAAUAUUAUUGCUACUGUUACUGAAUACAAGGUCGCAUGGAUCCCUGUUUGACUUCAGAGUCUCUGUAUAGCAGGGGACAAAGUUGAACUUGUCUUUCUGCCUCCAUCUCCCAUGGGCUGGGAUUACAGAUAUGUGGUACCCUUUAUGUUUCCUGUAGUACAUAAACCACGUAUGUAUGUAUGUACGUUACCCUUUAUGUUUCAUGUAGUGUAUGUAUGUAUGUAUGUAGUGCUGAAGGUAGGGGCCUGUGCAUGUUGGCAAGCACACUACCAGCUAAGCUACAUCCUGGCCCCAGAAUAUUGUUUUAGUAUCACUGUGUUAUUUUUAAUCUUUUGUAUGUAAUUAAAACAAAAACCUUUGUAAUGUUUUCUUUCUUUGUUGUUUUGAGAAACAUGGUCUUAUCUCCUAGCCCUGGCUGACAUGAAUUCCCUACUUGGACAGUCUCUUCUCCAGCUCAUAUCCUCCCAAGUGUUGGAAUGUCAGGUGUGCAUCCCAGGACCUUGCAGAACUUUCAUCCUAAGCAUAUGUAGGGAAAAAAGUUUGGAGUGAUUUAAUUUCAGGCAUGCAUCUUAGAACGUAGCCCCUGCUGCAAAGGAGUAGGACUCCUGUUUCGGUCUUAUGGAAUCUGGUUAAAUAUUCCAAAGAGCAGUGAAAUCCGGGGGCAAAGAGCAAGUUGUUCUUUUGACAACUUAAUGAAUAGCCCUGGACAGAGUCGACAGAGUUGAGUCACAAUCGGAUUAGGAAAGGAAACGAAGGGUGUAAAUAUUGUUAGGGAAAAUCGUAAUAAAAACCAAAAAACGUAGGCGGCUUCUCUAAUCAGACUGCUUCCCAGGAAUCCUUAAAGACUCCGUGGAGUGCAAAGAAAUCCAACAUGGAGAUUGUAGAUGAGGCUUUGUGGGUGCGGUUUCAUACAAGAAAGUCGACCAGAGAACGCCAAUCCUUGAACCCGAAUUCAAAGGCAGGGUUUUGGAACUACAUCAAAAGAGUGGCUUGCACGGAAAGUUUUCCAGCAAGCGACAAAGAGGCUGGGAGGCUGGAAAAAGCCUUGUGGCCGCCACCUACCGAGAAGCAACGGGUGGGGGAGGGCGCCCGAAUAUUCGGCGGACAUAAGCGGUGGGAAGGAAAAAAAAGAAAAAAGAAAAAGGAAAAAACAAACGAACAAACACCACAAAUUCACCCAAUUCUGUCCUUUGCAUUAACAGCUAAGUUCUUCAGACUCGGGCUUUUUUAACUUUUGCAUUUAACUUAGAUGAACAGUUAGUUGAUACUCUUCGAAAGUCAUUGAUCUUAUGAAGUAGUUGAGAAAAAUAAAUAUAAUGGCCGGAGGAGGGUCUUAAGUUUACUUUCUUUGUAGCUGUGGGGACGAUCAGGAUUUCUUCAAUUCUCCUUCUAAAUGUGGAGCUGUGUAAAGACUCGAAGAGAGAAGAAAUGGAAAUCACGAGUUCCUCACCCCCUCCCAUCCGUUGCCUGUCCCAAGUUUGGGCAAGUCCACUCUGGUUGCUUCUAAAGCCAGCUUUGAAAACAUUGAGUUCUUUGUGUCCCGGAGCUGGGGGGACCUCCCUCUGCAAAUCAGGCGACAGGCCAGCCCCGGGGCUCCCCUGGCCUUUGCAAUGUCCCUAACUUUGCAAUUUGCAAAGGGAUGUUGGUAGCAAAGAGUUAUUUAAGUGGAAGUUGUGGCCUGCUGGAGAAGGAAGGGGGGGGACACUAAGUUCUAGGUCUCACCCCACUCCCCUCCCCCAUCCGGGCGGCCGCGCAGGCCCCAGGUGCAGCCAUGUUCUCGCUCCCACCACCCGCGCGCUUCCAUUGACAGUCCAAGCCGGAGAGGGCCGGGCGCCGCGGCGCUUCGCCUCGGCCUAGAGGGGGGCGGUGGGGAGAGAAUCAGGGUUCAUGCCGCAAGGCUGUCUGGGAGUUAUAGUUCGGGGUACCCACCCGUUGCGUAGGUGAGCGCGGGUUCAGAACUACAACUCCCGGUGGGCGGUGCUGCUUGUGCGCACGCGCAGCGGCACCUUCGAGGAACAAAAAAAAAAAAAAAAAAAAAAAAAGGCAAAAAAAAAAAAAGGGGGAAAAAAAAGGAGGAGGAGGAGGGUGAGAGAGAAGCUGGGAGAGCAGAGAAAAGGGGGCACCGGCGGCCCCCCCGCUUCCCUGCACGCGCUUGCCGCCCGCCUGCCGCGGUUAUCCCUGGGCUUCGUCCCUGUUCCCCCCCCCCCCCCCCGGCGUCUGGCGACCCAGCGUGGAGCGAGGCCCCGCCGGGGGCGGCCAUGCGGCGGUGACAGGAGCACGGCCGAGACGCACGGGCCCCCCUCGCCCUCUCACCUCCACCCCGUUCGCCAGCUCGCCGAGGCCCCUCCGGCCUACACUCGCUUGCUGUCCGCAUCCCCCCCUCCCCGACCCUCCCCGGCUGCUCUUCGGGAAUCAUGGCCCAAGUAGUGAUGUCUGCCUUGCCUGCCGAAGAUGAAGAGUCUUCAGAGAGCAGGAUGGUGGUGACCUUCCUCAUGUCUGCCCUGGAGUCCAUGUGUAAAGAGCUGGCCAAGUCCAAGGCUGAGGUGGCCUGCAUUGCUGUGUAUGAGACCGACGUGUUUGUUGUUGGAACCGAAAGAGGGCGUGCUUUUGUCAAUACCAGAAAAGAUUUCCAAAAAGACUUUGUGAAGUAUUGUGUUGAAGAAGAAGAAAAGGCCGCCGAGAUGCAUAAGAUGAAAUCUACCACCCAGGCCAAUCGGAUGAGUGUGGAUGCUGUAGAAAUUGAAACACUCAGAAAAACGGUGGAGGACUAUUUCUGUUUUUGCUAUGGGAAAGCUUUAGGCAAAUCCACAGUGGUCCCUGUGCCAUAUGAGAAGAUGCUGCGCGACCAGUCGGCUGUGGUGGUGCAGGGGCUUCCCGAGGGGGUUGCCUUCAAGCACCCCGAACAUUACGACCUCGCAACCUUGAAGUGGAUUUUGGAGAACAAGGCAGGGAUUUCCUUCAUCAUUAAGAGACCUUUCCUCGAGCCGAAGAAACACCUCGGUGGUCGAGUGCUGGCGGCCGAGGCUGAGAGGUCCAUGCUGUCUCCUAGUGGAAGUUGUGGCCCCAUCAAAGUGAAAACUGAACCCACAGAAGAUUCUGGCAUUUCUCUGGAAAUGGCCGCUGUGACAGUGAAGGAGGAGUCAGAAGACCCUGAUUACUAUCAGUAUAACAUUCAAGCAGGCCCUUCUGAAACUGAUGGUGUUGAUGAAAAGCUCCCCCUUUCGAAGGCUUUGCAAGGAAGCCAUCACUCCUCAGAAGGCAACGAGGGAACGGAAGUGGAAGUGCCAGCAGAAGAUUCUACUCAACAUGUCCCUUCAGAAACCAGUGAGGACCCCGAAGUUGAGGUGACCAUUGAAGAUGAUGACUAUUCUCCACCCACCAAGAGGCUAAAGAGCACGGAGCCGCCCCCGCCCCCGCCCGUCCCGGAGCCCGCCAACGCUGGCAAGCGCAAAGUGAGGGAGUUCAACUUUGAGAAAUGGAACGCACGCAUCACUGACCUACGGAAACAAGUUGAAGAGUUGUUCGAAAGAAAAUAUGCUCAAGCCAUCAAAGCCAAAGGCCCGGUGACGAUCCCGUACCCUCUUUUCCAGUCCCAUGUUGAAGAUCUUUACGUAGAAGGGCUUCCUGAAGGGAUUCCUUUUAGAAGGCCGUCGACGUACGGCAUUCCUCGCCUUGAGAGGAUAUUGCUGGCGAAGGAAAGGAUCCGCUUCGUGAUUAAGAAACAUGAGCUUCUGAACUCAACACGAGAAGAUUUACAGCUUGAUAAACCAGCCUCAGGAGUGAAAGAAGAGUGGUACGCUCGCAUCACCAAACUGAGGAAGAUGGUUGACCAGCUCUUCUGCAAGAAAUUUGCCGAGGCCUUGGGAAGCACGGAAGCCAAGGCUGUACCGUACCAAAAAUUUGAGGCCCAUCCCAAUGAUCUCUAUGUGGAAGGACUUCCAGAAAACAUUCCUUUCCGAAGCCCCUCGUGGUAUGGAAUCCCAAGACUGGAAAAAAUCAUCCAAGUGGGCAAUCGAAUUAAAUUUGUUAUCAAGAGACCAGAGCUGCUCACUCACAGCACAACUGAAGUGACUCAGCCACGGACAAACACACCAGUCAAAGAAGAUUGGAAUGUCAGAAUCACCAAGCUCCGAAAGCAAGUGGAAGAGAUCUUUAAUUUGAAGUUUGCUCAGGCUCUGGGCCUCACAGAGGCUGUGAAGGUGCCAUAUCCUGUGUUCGAAUCCAACCCGGAGUUUCUGUAUGUGGAAGGGCUCCCCGAAGGGAUCCCCUUCCGAAGCCCUACCUGGUUUGGGAUUCCACGCCUCGAGAGGAUUGUCCGUGGCAGCAAUAAGAUCAAGUUUGUUGUUAAAAAGCCUGAGCUAGUUGUGUCCUAUUUGCCUCCUGGGAUGGCUAGCAAAAUCAACACUAAAGCAUUGCAGUCCCCAAAACGACCACGAAGCCCUGGGAGCAACUCCAAGGUUCCUGAAAUUGAGGUCACUGUGGAAGGCCCCAACAACAGCAGUCCUCAGACCUCUGCGGUUCGAACUCCUACCCAGACCAAUGGUUCAAAUGUUCCCUUCAAGCCUCGAGGGAGAGAGUUUUCCUUUGAGGCCUGGAAUGCUAAGAUCACAGACCUGAAGCAGAAAGUGGAGAACCUCUUCAAUGAAAAGUGCGGGGAAGCGCUUGGCCUUAAGCAGGCUGUGAAAGUCCCGUUUGCGUUGUUCGAGUCCUUCCCAGAAGACUUCUAUGUGGAAGGCUUGCCCGAGGGGGUGCCCUUCCGAAGGCCGUCCACAUUUGGCAUUCCCAGGCUGGAGAAGAUACUCCGGAACAAGGCCAAGAUAAAGUUCAUCAUUAAAAAACCUGAGAUGUUCGAGACGGCCAUCAAAGAGAGCACCUCUUCCAAAAGCCCUCCAAUUUUCCUUUCAGGAAAGAUAAACUCAUCACCCAACGUUAAUACUACUGCAUCAGGUGUGGAAGACCUGAACAUCAUCCAGGUGACAAUUCCAGAUGACGAUAAUGAACGACUGUCCAAAGUUGAAAAGGCCAGGCAGCUGCGGGAGCAGGUCAACGACCUCUUCAGUCGGAAGUUUGGUGAAGCUAUUGGGAUGGGCUUCCCGGUGAAGGUCCCCUACAGGAAGAUCACCAUCAACCCUGGCUGCGUGGUGGUCGAUGGCAUGCCCCCCGGGGUGUCCUUCAAAGCCCCCAGUUACCUGGAGAUCAGCUCCAUGAGGAGGAUCUUAGACUCUGCGGAGUUUAUCAAGUUCACUGUCAUUAGACCAUUUCCAGGACUUGUGAUUAAUAACCAGCUGGUUGAUCAGAACGAGUCUGAAGGCCCUGUGAUACAAGAAUCAGCCGAGGCAAGCCAGUUGGAAGUCCCAGUAACAGAAGAAAUUAAAGAGACAGAUGGGAGUUCACAGAUCAAGCAGGAGCCAGACCCCACGUGGUAGACCGUGGCUCUCCAGGUUCGUCCAGUGUCCAGCGUGCGUGGUGGAGAAGAGCUUUGGGACCCGUUCCUGCCAGCUCUGUAAUAUACUUGUAUAACAGAAAUACCUUCUAUACAAACCUUCUUUUCUACUUUUAGAUAGAAAUGUCUACUUUCUCAGCAGUUCUGUGAAUUGAGCUACACAGCGUGAUGAGAUGCGCGUGCCUGGUGGCUUGGGAACGCACUAGAAGGGUCUUGCAGCAGUGCUGAAAGAGGCGGGAAUGGCAGGGACGACUCGUAGGGUUUCUUAUGCAUCGGGCAGAGCCUUGGGCUGUGGUGCGUGUUCCCGUCAGUGAGAUAUUCCUACAGGGCAUCUUGGCUUCCGCAGCAAAGGAAGUCCCUGUGCUAGUCAGUGCUUUAGUUUUUCUAUUGAAGACCAGUUCCGUGGUCUUGCACUCGGCUGCCCCUCCUGCCAGGGGAGGGCUGCUGUCUGUGUGUGUGACUAAGCCUCUUCCCAAGCUCCAUCACGAUUCCUUUGUCCUCACUGCCAUUCAGAGCAAAGCCGGCCAGCUCGCCUGACCGCCAGUGAGCAGCCAGUGCAUCCGUGCAGUGCAGCUGGAGAGGCUAGCCUCAGAGCCUCGCUCCGGUUACUUUACAGCAAGUAGAUUUCUGGGUGUGUCCUAAAGGUCAGAGGUCAGGUCUGCAUGCUUGAGCAGGUGGAGGAUUUGCCCCUCCCCAACUGGGACCCACAGUGGCCUCAGGGGCUCUGGGCCGCAGCUCUGGGUCUGGGUCGAGUCAGGCUGGGCUGUGUGUCUGCCUGGUUGGUUAGUCUCUAACCACCUGUCUGGCCUCUGCGCCAGGGUGGGGAGUGAGGACAUUGGUGUCCCGCCCUAUGUGGGGGCUCACAGACGAUGAUAAGGUAACAGCUCUCAGCAGUUAGGCACGUGAGGGCACGGUUCUCGGUAGUCACCACAAUGUUCACAAUGGGAAAUUAUAUCACACGGUAGCAGAGAUAGGCAUUUUAUGUGUUCCUUAUAUUUUACCUCAAAUUGUAGAUAUAGGGUAAUAAAUAAAAUCCAUCCAUGCCUUUCACAUGCAAA
Molecule: messenger RNA, 7427 nt
Organism: Mus musculus (house mouse)
Lineage: Eukaryota; Metazoa; Chordata; Mammalia; Rodentia; Muridae
Gene: Gtf2i
Product: general transcription factor II I
Exons: 35
Coding region: 3341-6352 (1003 amino acids)
Biological process (GO): positive regulation of transcription by RNA polymerase II; transcription by RNA polymerase II; regulation of skeletal muscle adaptation
Cellular component (GO): nucleus; nucleoplasm; cytoplasm
Molecular function (GO): DNA-binding transcription activator activity, RNA polymerase II-specific; RNA polymerase II-specific DNA-binding transcription factor binding
Source: RefSeq, a predicted model, not a curated record